AAUUAAACCCAACUCUCAAAGUUUCAGACUUUGAAUUGCAACUCUCUUUUUCCUCAUUUUCUGUCUGUUAAAUUAAACCCAACUCAAUUUUUUUUUGGGUAAUAACUGGUUUGACCAGAACCCAUUAUGGGUAGAGCUUACAAAAGUACUACUCCCCAUUUAAAAAUGCUGCUCAUGCUUUCAGUUUCUCUCUGUGUCAGUAUACAAAAACCAGAGAGAGAGAGAGAGAGAGAGAGAGAGAGAGACUCUCUAUUGUUUAUAUUUUGAAAAUGUUGAGGAAAUGAAGCAGCUGGGGUUGGUUGUUUAUUUUGAUUGUGCUUCUGUUUUGUAUUGAUAUGAAGAGAGAUCCUCUUCAAUUGACAAAACCAGUUUGCACUACCCAUCACAGAACAAGACAAGAGCUAUGUACACAAACAAGUCUUGUUGCAGCAAAACAAACAAUUAUACAAACACAACAACAUUCCUCUAAAAUGACUGCUUCCACUAACCACUUUACCUCCCCAAUGAUGCCUGUUUUUGUUGCUUUCCUUUUUGUUUUUGCUUCCUUUUCUAUUUGCCCUGUUGUUCUGUCUCUAUCAAGUCCCUCAGAUUCCGGUGACCGGGUAUUGGUAAACCAGACUUUCAGGCCAGGUAAAGAGCUUCAGAGGAUAAAGAGAGCCCAAGCUUUUUUGAAGAAGAUCAACAAGCCUGCUGUCGAGACAAUUCAGAGCCCUGAUGGUGAUGUGAUUGAUUGUGUGUUAUCCCAUCAACAACCUGCCUUUGACCAUCCUGAGCUUAGAGGACAGAAACCAUUGGAUCCACCAGAAAGACCGGAAGGCCUCAGUUACACAACAGAGACAGAAGCAGAGGUGUUUCAGCAAUGGAGAGAUUCAGGUGAAUCAUGCCCAGAAGGAACAGUCCCAAUCAGGAGAACCACAGAGAAGGAUAUUCUAAGAGCAAGUUCCAUAAAAAGAUUUGGCAGGAAACUAAGAAGCCAUGUAAAAAGAGACUCCUCAGGCACUGGUCAUGAGCAUGCAGUGGUGUUUGUAAAUGGUGAUCAAUAUUAUGGAGCAAAAGCAAACAUAAACAUCUGGGCUCCUCGCGUAACCAAUGCAUACGAAUUCAGCUUAUCACAAGUAUGGCUCAUCUCUGGAUCAUUUGGUAAUGAUCUUAACACCAUUGAAGCUGGUUGGCAGGUCAGUCCAGAGCUCUACGGAGACAACUAUCCAAGAUUUUUCACUUAUUGGACUACUGAUGCUUACCAAGCAACUGGGUGCUACAAUUUACUCUGCUCAGGCUUUGUGCAAACCAAUAACAAGAUUGCCAUUGGAUCUGCAAUAUCUCCAAGGUCCACUUACAAUGGCAGACAGUUUGAUAUAGGGCUUAUGGUUUGGAAGGAUCCAAAGCAUGGACAUUGGUGGCUCCAGUUCGGAUCAGGGCUGCUGGUAGGGUAUUGGCCUGCAAAUUUGUUUACUCACUUAAGAAACCAUGCAAGCAUGGUACAGUUUGGAGGAGAAAUUGUGAACUCAAGAUCUUCAGGGUACCAUACCUCCACCCAAAUGGGUAGUGGCCAUUUUGCAGUGGAAGGGUUUGGAAAAGCUUCCUAUUUUAGGAAUUUGCAGGUUGUGGAUUGGGACAAUAGUUUGCUUCCAUUGACAAAUCUACAUCUCUUGGCGGAUCAUUCCAAUUGUUAUGAUAUUAGACAAGGGAGAAACAAUGUUUGGGGAACUUACUUUUACUAUGGAGGCCCUGGAAGGAAUGUAAGAUGUCCUUAAGAAAUAUGGCAUAGAAUACAGAGCAAAAUAAUUUUUUUUCUUUUUCCUUUUUGGGUUUUAUUUUUUGGGUCAAUAGAAGUUAUCCAAGUCCUUUCUCUACAGGUAAUUCAUAGAAGUUUGAGAGCCAUGUAAAUCAUUGAAAUUGUUAAUAAAUUAAAUGGGUUUGGUUUGUUGUA
Messenger RNA from Tripterygium wilfordii, 1930 nucleotides. RefSeq lists its product as uncharacterized. The record is from RefSeq and is a predicted model, not a curated record. The transcript has 7 exons. Lineage: Eukaryota; Viridiplantae; Streptophyta; Magnoliopsida; Celastrales; Celastraceae. Bases 336 to 1754 code for a protein of 472 amino acids.